This is a messenger RNA of Chlorella variabilis, 2850 nucleotides long. RefSeq lists its product as hypothetical. Gene Ontology annotation, biological process: nuclear-transcribed mRNA catabolic process, nonsense-mediated decay. Gene Ontology annotation, cellular component: cytoplasm. The record is from RefSeq and is a predicted model, not a curated record. The transcript has 20 exons. Gene Ontology annotation, molecular function: RNA helicase activity; zinc ion binding; ATP binding. Lineage: Eukaryota; Viridiplantae; Chlorophyta; Trebouxiophyceae; Chlorellales; Chlorellaceae. The coding region runs from base 1 to 2850 and encodes 949 amino acids.
AUGGAGGGCUUCUCUCAGGGCCUGGGGGCCAGCCAGGCGUUCGAUUUCAACAUCACAGAGUCCCAGCUGCAGUCGCAAGUGGACUUUUCGUUUCUGGACUUCAAUCAGACGCAGGAGGCGGGCGGGGCAGGCGCAUUUGACGACUAUGCCGAUCUCAGCCUCCCGCAAGCGUCGCAGGUGCCCACCUUCCAGCCCACACAGGGCGAUGCAGCGCUGGGCCUGGACGUGGCCCUGGGGGAGCUGGCUUUUCAGGAUGCCGCGGAGGAGGCUGCGCCGGAGCAGCCCACAGAGCUGCCCGACUACUGCGGCAUCCACAACCCCGCCUGCGUGGUCAAGUGCCUGACCACGGGCAAGUGGUUUUGCAACGGGCGGGUCACGGGCACCGCGUCCUGCAUCAUCACGCACCUGGUCAAGGCUAAGCUCAAGGAGGUGGGCCUCCACAAGGACUCCCCGCUGGGUGAGACGGUACUGGAGUGCUACAGCAGCGGCAGCCGCAACGUGUUUGCCCUGGGCUUCGUGCCGCUCAAGGACGAGAACACGGUGGUGCUGCUGGCGCGGGACACGCCCCCCGCCGCCCCCGGCAUCAAGGACUUGAACAUAGACAUGACCCAGUGGCAGCCGCUGAUAGAGGACAGGGCCUUUGUGGCCUGGCUGGUCAAGGCCCCCGGGGAGCAUGAGGUGCUGCGUGCCCGCCACCUCAGCGUGCACCAGGUCACGCGGCUGGAGGAGGUGUGGCGCAGUAACCCGGGCGCCUCUGUGGAGGAGCUGAGCCAGCCCGGCAAGGAGGAGGAGCCGUGCCCGGUGGCUCUGCGGUACGACGACGCCUACCAGUACCAAAACAUCUUUGGGCCCCUCAUCAAGCUGGAGGCAGACUACGACAAGGCGAUGAAGGAGAACCAGGUGCGCGAGAAUGUGACUGUACACUGGGGGGUGGGCCUCAACAAGAAGGUGGUGGCGCGCUUCUACUACCCAAAGGACUCUGCCGACAUGCGCCUCAUGAUCGGCGACGAGCUGAGGCUGCGGCACCCGUGCCCGCGCGCGGGCUCGCCCCCCUGGGUGGGCAUCGGCUUUGUGUCUCGCCUGGACGAUGCGUCAGAGGAGGUGGCCAUCGAGCUGCGCGGCAAGGAGAAGGGGCAGGGCAGCGCCCCCACCGACGUCACCACCGGCUUUCUGGCCAAGAUGGGGCAGGGCCAGGUGCUGGUGUCUGCUCCUUCCAACAUCGCCGUGGACCACUUGGCCGAGCGCACCUCCCAGACGGGGCUGCGCGUGGUGCGGCUGCAGGCGCGCAGCCGGGAGGCGGUGGCCACCACGGUCGAGCACCUCACGUUGCACUACCAGGUGGAGCACCUGGACAUCCCCGAAGCCCAGGAGCUGCGCAAGCUGCGCCUGCUCAAGGAGGAGCUGGGAGAGCUGGCGGCGGCAGACGAGCGCAAGUACAAGGCCCUGAAGCGCAGCCUGGAGCGUGAGAUCCUGCAGGCCGCCGACGUGGUGUGCGCCACAUGCGCCGGCGUGGGCGACUCGCGCCUCACCAACUUCCGCUUCCGCCGCCUGCUCAUCGACGAGGCCACGCAGGCGGUGGAGCCGGAGGCGAUGAUCCCGCUGGUCAUGGGCGCCAAGCAGCUCAUCCUGGUGGGCGACCACUGCCAGCUGGGCCCCGUGAUCAUCAACAAGGUGGCCGCCCGCGCGGGCCUCAGCCAGUCGCUGUUUGAGCGGCUGAUGCUGCUGGGGGUGAAGCCCAUCCGCCUGGCGGUACACGAGUUCCCCAGCAACACCUUUUAUGAGGGGGCGCUGCAGAACGGCGUGACCGUGGCGGAGCGCACACGCACAAACGUCCUGUUCCCCUGGCCCACCGACAAGCCCUGCAUGUUCUACGUGCAGCUGGGCGCCGAGGAGAUCUCCGCCUCGGGCACCUCCUAUCUCAACCGCACCGAGGCGGCCAGCGUGGAGAAGAUCGUGACCUACCUGCUCAAGUCGGGCGUCAGUCCCGCGCAGAUCGGCAUCAUCACUCCUUACGAGGGCCAGCGCGCGCACGUGGUGACGGUGAUGACGCGCAGCGGGCCCAUGCGCCAGGCGCUGUACGCUGAGAUAGAGUGCGCCUCUGUAGACUCCUUCCAGGGGCGGGAAAAGGAUUACAUCAUCUUGUCCUGCGUGCGCUCCAACGAGCACCAGGGCAUCGGCUUCCUGGCAGACCCGCGCCGCCUCAACGUGGCGCUCACCCGCGCCAAGUAUGGCCUGGUGGGCCCCCUCACCAACCUCAAGCAGAGCAUGGUGCAGCUGCAGCGCCCGCGCCGCCUGUUUGACGCGGGCAGCUUUGGGCUGGGCGGCGCGCUGUCCACUCGCUUCAGGCCUACUGAGGCGCCCUCCUGCCUGCGGGACUCGCGCUUCACGCCUGCAGGCGAGCGACACGAGGAGCUGGGCCCGCCGCCACCGGGCACGGCCAACAGCGGCGGCUACGGCGGCAGCAGGGAUAACCUGGACGGCGGCUAUGCCUACGAGCGCAGCCUGCCCCCGAGCAGCAACCCCUACACCAUCCCGGCCCCCGCAGCAGCAGCAGCAGCCGGCGGGCCGGCGCAGCGCGGCAGCCGCGACGCGCGGCAGCCCGCGCCCGCGGCGGCGGCGGCGGCGGCGGCAGCGGCGGCAGGCGAGGGCGGCGAGGUUGCCCCCAGCCAGGCGGGCUUUGCCACCCAGAUGCCCAGCCAAUACGCAUUCACCCAGAGCUUCACCCAGCGCCUCAGCCAGGACAGCUUUGCCGCCCCCAGCGAGCUGGAGCUGGGCAAGACGCAGGCGAGCCUGUCGCAGCAGGCGGGCCUGUCGCAGUCGGCGUACGACACUUUCUUCCAGCAGCAGUAG